This is a messenger RNA of Pieris macdunnoughi, 639 nucleotides long. The record is from the annotation of a GenBank genome assembly. NCBI's taxonomy places the organism in Eukaryota, Metazoa, Arthropoda, Insecta, Lepidoptera, Pieridae.
AUGCUAAAUUCCAGUUUUAUUCAUAAACAAUUAAUAACAACAAAAUUUCUUUCUCGAUGUUACACGUGCAGGAAUGAACUUCGGUGUAAGGUACUUGUGGUGGGUGCUGGGGCUGGCGGGUGCAGCGUGGUAUGGCGUUUACACAAAAAGCUGUCGGACAAAGACAUUAUUGUUAUUGAACCAUCUGCGGUCCACUACUACCAACCUUUAUUCACACUGAUUGGGGCUGGUAUAAAGAAGUUUCCGCAAAGCCACAAACCACUCCAGAGCAUUCUGCCAUCCAAGGUCAUGUGGUUAAAAGACCAGGUAGAUGAGUUUGACCCUUGCAAUAAUGCAGUAUUCACCCAUUGCGGGCUUAGAGUGAGAUACGAUUCGCUAGUCAUUGGUGUUGGGUUAAAGAACGACUAUGAUAAGAUCCCAGGACUUUCCCGCUACCUUAAAGACCCAUUAGUUCAAGUCUCUACGAUCUACUCGCCCCAAUUCUGUACAAAAUGUUGGUGCAAUGUUCAUCGUUUUGGUGGUGGCCAUGCUAUUUUCACCUUCCCUAAAGAAGUGGGGAAGUGCUCUGGAGCAGCGCAGAAGAUCAUGUACCUGGCACAUGAUUAUUGGAAAAAAGUAAUUUAUUUCUGUUUAGAUUAA